CGCGCUGCCUUGGAGACGGGACGCGGGGCCCUCGGCUGACACUGCCCGGCUGGCCGCGCCCACCCGGUCGCCAUGGAGCUGCCCCCUGGGCCACGAGACGAUCCCCGCGCCUGGGACGAUGACUCGGAGCCGGAGCCGGAGCCGGACCCCGACGCGCAGGCCGAGGCUUACGUGGCCCGAGUGCUUAGUCCGCCGAAAGCGGGGCAGGCGCCCCUGCGCGCCCCUUUGCUGUCCGCGCCAGUCGCGUCCCCUGGCGCCCUGGAGCCGCGGGCGGCGUCCAAGGGUCCGCCCGUGGGGGUCCCGGGACUGCUCAGCCUUCCUCCGGAGCUGCUGCUCGAAAUCUGCGCCUACCUAGACGCGCGCCUGGUGCUCCACGUCCUCCCGCGCGUGUGCCACGCGCUGCGCGACCUCGUGCGUGACCAUGUCACCUGGAGGCUACGCGCGCAGCGCCGCGUACGCGCGCCCUACCCAGUUGUGGAAGAGGAGGACUUUGACUGGCCAACAGCGUGCAUUGAGUUGGAGCAACACCUGUCGCGCUGGGCAGAGGAUGGGCGCUGGACUGAGUACUUCUGCUUGGCUGAUGGGCACUUUGCUUCCAUUGACUCGGUCCUGCUGCUCCAGGGUGGUGCGCUUUGUUUGUCGGGCUCCCGGGAUCGCAAUGUCAACCUGUGGGACAUGCGGCAGUUGGGGGUAGAGCCCAGCCAGGUUCUAGUCAAGGCCCUGGGAACCGAGAAGAACAGCACCCACAAGGGCUGGGUGUGGUCGCUGGCAGCGCUGGACCACCGCGUGUGCUCUGGUUCCUGGGACAGCACGGUGAAGCUCUGGGACAUGGCAGCAGAUGGGCAGCAGUUCGGCGAGAUAAAGGGCAAGGCAGCUGUGCUGUGCUUGUCCUACCGGCCUGACAUCCUGGUGACUGGCACCUAUGACAAGAAGGUGACCGUCUACGACCCCAGAGUCGGCCCGGCCCUGCUGAAGAGCAGGCGGCUGCACUCAAGUGCGGUGCUGGCGCUGCUGGCGGACGACCGGCACAUCAUCUCGGGCAGCGAGGACCACACGCUCGUGGUGUUCGACCGCCGAGCCAACAGCGUCCUGCAGCGACUGCAGCUGGACUCCUACCUGCUCUGCAUGUCCUACCAGGAGCCCCAGCUCUGGGCUGGUGACAACCAGGGCCUGCUGCACGUCUUCGCCAACCACAGUGGCCGCUUCCAGCUUGUCCGGUCUUUUGACGUGGGCCACAGGUCUCAGAUCACAGGGAUCAAACACUCACUGGGGGCCUUGUACACCACGUCCACUGACAAGACCAUCCGGGUGCACGUGCCCACGGAUCCACCAAGGACCAUCUGCAUGCGAAGCCACAACAAUGUGCUGAAUGGGAUCUGCGCUGAGGGCAACCUGGUGGUGGCUGCCUCCGGGGGCCUAUCGCUGGAGGUCUGGAGGCUGCAGGCCUGAGCUGCCAGACGUGGAAGUGGCGGUGGAUCUGCCGGCCCACAGGCUGGGCCGCAGCCUCUGUUCUCGGGGGACCUUCCCCCGUGUUGGUGCUGUCUCUGCCUUCUCCCAAAGCCCUGAGGCACAUGGGGUCCGGGCCAUGGUGAGGCAGGGUCCUUGGGCUGUGCCCCACGCCAGGGAAGGUGAGGUUGUUCAGGCCCACCCAGGGGACGGCUCCCUCCCCUGGGCCCUGUUUUUGUUAAGGUUUGGAUACCUGCUUUCCCUUGAGAGCGAAAGAGAAAUAAACCUGAUGUACUGGUGUCA
Canis lupus familiaris (dog) is the source of this 1749-nucleotide messenger RNA. It is a transcript of the gene FBXW9, whose product is annotated as F-box and WD repeat domain containing 9. The record is from RefSeq and is a predicted model, not a curated record. Gene Ontology annotation, cellular component: preribosome, large subunit precursor. NCBI's taxonomy places the organism in Eukaryota, Metazoa, Chordata, Mammalia, Carnivora, Canidae. Gene Ontology annotation, molecular function: protein binding. The transcript has 10 exons. Bases 73 to 1449 code for a protein of 458 amino acids.